Orbicella faveolata is the source of this 1834-nucleotide messenger RNA. RefSeq lists its product as uncharacterized. NCBI's taxonomy places the organism in Eukaryota, Metazoa, Cnidaria, Anthozoa, Scleractinia, Merulinidae. The record is from RefSeq and is a predicted model, not a curated record.
UUUUGACAGGUGUCAAUUGACCAUAAAAAUAGAUGUCCAAUAUCAAAGAUGUACGAUGUAAACCAAGGCUGCAUGUCCUACAAUUAAAGGCCUUAGCAAACACUGGAGACGGCGAGGUGGACGUCAACCAGAAGUAAAAUUUCCCGCUCUCGAGCCAAUUAGCAUAAUCACGUGGAGUGUUGCCCGCGUCCUCCAACAGUGGCGACAGCGAGAAAGGUAGGUUUGGCUGCCUCGAGAGACGGUCACUUUCUUUUCUGAUUUGUAGCACCUAAAAUACACGGAAACUCCUCUAUAAAGUCAAAAAAUGUUUUUUUGACGCUUAUAUUUAUAUUUUAUUUGCAAAUAUUUGAUCUUUCUUUUGCUUUACAGCGAAAAUCACGCUUCACAUUGGAGGUGUGAGUGAAGAAGAAAGAUGGCAAGCGAAGCCCGCAGCGAAGGAGAGAAAAGCAAAAGAAAUGGCUCGAUCAUGGAAUGGACAGGAGCACACGAUUUGAUUCUAGCGAAAGAAGUCAGAGCUUCAGAACCAUGGAUCUUCAAACUAAGGAAUGCAGAUCGAGGAAAACUAUGGAAUGCCAUCACGGAUAGUCUGAAUGACGAAACCUCUUUGAGAUUUCAGGUGAAGAAGAAAAACGUACAGGAACAUUUCAAACUACUACUGGACAAAUUCAAGGCGAAACAAAAACAUCAGGCGAAACUGGGUGGAGUUGACAUCGAAGAUAGCGAGAUGGAUAUCCUGAUGGAAGAGAUAUCAGAAAAAUGGGAGGAGGCUGAGGCCUAUGACCUUGGUUGCAUUAGUAAAGAAAAGGCUGAUUCAGAUCGAGCGAUUGGUGAAGAGAUAAGGCGGAAAGCUUGUGAAAAGCUCGGAGAAACGAGUAAACGAAAUGCGGAAGAAAAGGCCGAGCCUGUUGCCAAGAAGUCGAGAAGGAGUGGAAGUGAAACUCUUGAUUUUCUCAGGGAGAAGGUGGAAGCUCGACAAGCUGAAGCAGAGCGUGAGGCAAAGAUGCAUCAAGAAUUGCUCACCAUGAUCCAAAACCAGAAUGCAGCCAUACUACAGAUUUUGAAUAAAAUGGCUGACAAGUGACUGAACAAUCCUUUAAUAUACUUUUUUUCUUGUCUUCUUCAUCACAGUUGUUCAGGUUCUAAACUAAGCUUUGACCAGCUUAUUUUAUUUUGAAUGUCAUUUAGGGUUGGUCUAAUGUUGAUGUUUCUAAGUUUAAUCUAUGCAUAUGUUUAAAAUGGAGGGAUUCGUAUUGUGUGACAGUUUAGUGGUUUAUUUUGUCUAUCCCAGAGAAUUGUCAUUUAAUUUUGCAAGCAUCAAAUCUUCCACUCCCUGCUUCACUGGAAUGUAACAGCUGAUCCACGAAUCAUGUCAGAGUAAUGUUAAAAUAUGUUUUAUUCCCUUUACAUACCCUGUGAUAAAAGUGUAAAAAUUUUUUUUAAUUUUAUUUAUUUUAUUAUGUUUGCUUAUACUUUACAACACUUCUGCUGUUACUUUACACUAAAACAGUACAAUAAAGGCUACAUACACUACUUACAAAACAACAGAGCUAUUAACAGUACUUACAGUACAAGACAGCUUCUUCACCCUACUUACUAUAAGGUAUCGAUUUUGAACUAUUUUACGUACGUAACAGCAAUACAGGUAUUUUCUAAAUUAAUCUAAUUAAUCUAACCUUAAUCUAAUCUUAAUCUAAUUUUAAUCGAAUUAAUCUUGAUUAAUCUAUAGUGGCAAUUAAUUUAGAGAUAUAACACACUUUUCUAAUACCUUUGAAAAGCAUUAACAGGACAGAAAAUGCGAAGAAGCAUCAUAAAAGAGAACCAGAAACUUCAUUUU